AUGCUCCCGAACACUCCGAACUUCUCUCCCACAAGCUCAGACGCUCGCAAGUCACAACAUUUGUUCGAUUUUGCCCCGAACGAUGGUCCAAAAUCCUUAUCGUUCGGGUCGCCCCUGAAACCGCACAAGGAGGAUGUACCCCUCGAUUUAUUCGGAGAGUCUUUGGGUACUGCAAGCCUUAUAUUGGAGCAAACCCCAGCCAGAUUUCUGUUUUCCUUCGCAUCCUCCGUAACUGCUACAGAGAAUGGUUCUGGAUGUAUUUAUAGCAAUCAAACUGCAUCAAAGGCUCGGGUUCCUGUCAAGCGCAAACAGCCCUCCGGCAUGUGUAGUUGCGAACUGCACAAAUCUGGGCAAUGUGAAAACAAAAAACGGCUCUUCUCGAACUUCUUUCAGAGCCAUCUCCCCAUGUUCCGAUUCGACCAAAACACCCAAGUUCCCAGGUUCGAUCCACAAACUGAGAAUUUCAAGAAUGUAYUGAUUGGACAUGCGAGGGUUUGGAGCUUUGCUAAAGAAUUUGCCGUCACUUCCUUGAUGAAGUUGGCCCGUUGUAAUCUUGCCUGGCAACUGGUGCAUUGGGUCAUGUCUGAGCAUACGUUGAUGCCCAUUUUUGGGGAUCUUGUUCGUUUUGUCUACAACGGUUGCACCGUYGAGGGGGAUGAUCUUCGUCUUAUUCUAGCGCAAUUCGCUGCUUGCGUGUCUGAAGAGGUUUGUCUGUUGGGAGGUUGGUACGAGCUUAUUGCUGAAGUGCCCUCCUUCGUUGUGGACGUGAUGCGCGAGUUGGCGAUUCGUUGUGAAGGAGAUUUCGGAGUCAGUCUUUUGGACUAG
This is a messenger RNA of Fusarium mangiferae, 825 nucleotides long. RefSeq lists its product as uncharacterized. The coding region runs from base 1 to 825 and encodes 274 amino acids. NCBI's taxonomy places the organism in Eukaryota, Fungi, Ascomycota, Sordariomycetes, Hypocreales, Nectriaceae. The transcript has a single exon. The record is from RefSeq and is a predicted model, not a curated record.